Molecule: messenger RNA, 1545 nt
Organism: Ipomoea triloba (trilobed morning glory)
Lineage: Eukaryota; Viridiplantae; Streptophyta; Magnoliopsida; Solanales; Convolvulaceae
Product: beta-glucuronosyltransferase GlcAT14A
Exons: 4
Coding region: 181-1392 (403 amino acids)
Cellular component (GO): membrane
Molecular function (GO): glucuronosyltransferase activity
Source: RefSeq, a predicted model, not a curated record
GUGACACAUGGAGGCCUUCACUUCCAAGAAAGGAAUUCCCCCUCCCCGCCGCUAUACAUCUCCCUCCAUCUUUACUCUUCCUUCCAUUGUCUUCAUUAUGACUGCGCUCCUCCACCUUCCGCCUCUAACCACUGCUAACCGCCCAUUUUAACUCCCCUCCUCACCUCAUUACCCACAACAAUGGCUGCCGCUAAGCUCUUCAGGAUCUGCUUCAUCCCCGCUUCGUUUCUCUUGUUCCUGCUCUUCAUCCCCACCCAGCUCUCCCACUACCGCCCCAGCAUCGCCAUUCUCCGCCCCACCGCCUCCGUCUUCGUCCGCCCCAGCUCCGGCGAGUAUCCUGUCACGUUUGCGUACUUGAUCUCCGCUUCCAGAGGCGACGUGCCGAGGCUGCGCCGUCUGGUGCACGCGCUCUACCACCCCGGGAACUACUACCUGAUCCACCUGGACGCCGACGCGCCGCCGUCGGAGCACCGGGAGCUGGCCGGGUUCGUCGCCGGAAACGCCGUGUUCGCCCAAAUCGGGAACGUGUGGGUGGUGGAGAAACCUAGCUUGGUGACCUACAGAGGUCCGACGAUGCUCGCCACCACUCUCCACGCCAUGUCUCUGCUUCUGAGGACUGCGAAAAAUUGGGACUGGUUCAUCAAUCUCAGCGCCUCUGAUUAUCCCCUUGUAACCCAAGAUGAUCUGAUCCAUUCCUUCUCCAAUUUGCCAAGGGAUCUGAACUUCAUACAGCACACCAGCCACCUUGGUUGGAAACUGAAUAAGAGAGGGAAACCAAUUAUAUUAGAUCCAGGGUUGCACAGUGUCAAUAAAUCAGAGAUCUGGUGGGCUAUCAAGCAGAGAACUCUCCCAACUGCUUUCAAGCUCUACACAGGUUCAGCUUGGACCGUUUUGUCAAGAUCCUUUGCCGAGUACUGUGUUGUAGGCUGGGACAACUUGCCGAGGAGGCUUCUCCUCUACUACACCAAUUUCGUGUCAUCUCCCGAGGGCUAUUUCCAAACUGUUGCAUGCAAUUCUGAGGACUACAAGAACACGACAGUGAAUCACGACCUUCACUACAUCACCUGGGACAUCCCUCCAAAGCAACACCCCAGGUCCCUCGGACUAAAAGAUUACAGAAGAAUGAUACAAAGCAACCGGCCAUUUGCCAGGAAGUUCAAGAAAAAUGAUCCCGUCCUUAACAAAAUAGACCGCGAACUUCUCAAGAGGCGCAACGGACAAUUUUCUUUGGGGGGAUGGUGUUCCAAGGGAGAUAGCAAGCGCCAAACAUGCUCGGCUUUGCAGAUUGAGAAAUACGGUGUUGUGCAGCAUGGAACUGGUGCAAGAAGAAUGAAAACUUUGCUAACUAAACUUGUUUCAGGUCAGAAUUCUACCAAGCAGCGAUGUAGAUAAUUUUCACAAUAAAUGACUGUAUACGGAGUAGUUAUUAGGAUGAUUACUUCCCCUUGAUCAAUUAUUUAUCUAUGUUUGUACGGUUGUACCCAAACAUUCUCGGAAAUAAGGUUUAUGAAGAAAAAUAAAACUUGGUAGUUAAAGUAGAUUUCA